GGGGCCGCCGCCCGGACCCCGCGCUGCCGCCGCCGCUGCCCGCUCAGGGCUCUUGUUCCAGGAGAGAAGGCUCCCUGUGAGGACUCCCGGGGCUGUGCUUGCUCCUGCUUUCUUAUCCAGACUUUGCUUCCACCGAGGAUGUUCUUCCUGGUGCUUGUCCUGGGAGUACUGGCAGGUGCCAUGGAGAUCCAGGUCCCGGAUGAGCCCGUGGUGGCUCUUUUUGGCCAGGACGCCACCCUGCGCUGCUCCUUCUCCCCCGAGGCCAACUUCAGCCUGGACGACCUGAGCCUCAUCUGGCAGCUGACAGACACCAAGCGCUUGGUCCACAGGUUCUCCGGUGGCCGGGACCAGCUGGAAGACCAGGGCAGGGUCUACACCAACCGUACGUCUCUCUUCUACGACCAGCUGCCCCAGGGCAACGUGUCCCUGCUGCUGCGGCGCGUGGAGAUCGCGGACGAGGGCAGCUUCACCUGCUUCGUGCGCGUCCGCGACUACAACAGCGCCGCGGUGACGCUGCAGGUGGCAGCUCCCUACUCCAAGCCCAGUGUGCACCUGGAGCCCAGCAAGGACCUGAAGCCGGGUGACCUGGCCGUCGUGACGUGCCACGCUUCCCGCGGCUACCCCGAGGCCAGCGUGCUCUGGCAGGACAGCCGGGGCAGCAACAUCACGGAGAACAUCACCACGUCCCAGGUGGCCAACGAGGAAGGUCUCUUUGACGUGCACAGCGUCCUCCAGGUGCUGGUGGAGCCCAGCAUCACCUACUCCUGCCUGGUGCAGAACCUGGUGCUGCAGCAGCACGGCCACGCGUCCGUCACCAUCACGGGCCAGCACCUCGCCUUCCCCGCUGCCGCGCUCUGGGUCACAGUGGGACUCGCCAUCUGCGUCCUGGGGCUGCUCGUCGUCCUGGCCUACGUGUGCCACAAGAAAAUCCGGGAGAGCUGCGAGGAAGAGGAGGAAAACGCAGGGACGGAGGAGCAGGAUGAGGAAGGGGAAGAACCCAAGACAGCUCUGCAGCUACUGAAAAGCGCGGAGAGCAAAGAGGAUAACGAGCAAGAAAUUGAUUGACAGGGCAGUGCCCUGUGCCCUGGACCAGCUGAGAUGUCCCCAGUGGGGGCAAGGUCCGGGUCCCCUGGGAGGACACAGACCUGCUGCCACCCCUCAUCCCGGGUCCCAUCACCUUCCUCCCUCCCUGGCCAUUCUUUGGAGUGCCCUGGGGCUGCGGAGAGGCUGCGUCUCUUCAUCCCUGGCAAGCUCUGAAGGCUGGUGUGUCCCUCCCAGGGAUGGUGUGUGUGGGAUGGAGGAUCUUCCCUGUCCAUCCCCACGUGGGACUGAGAACAACCGGCGUCACCCCUCCCCCCAGGCACCCCCUGCACCUCCUCCCUCGUGGGCACAGCUGAGCCAGCCGCCUUCCAGGUGCCUUCCAGGGCACGUUUCACUGCCCUUCCCAAGCCCAGAGGCCUUGAGAGGGGUGAUGGGCUCAGCAAGGUCUCUGGGAAUGACUGCUGGAGCCCUGGAGGCUCUGGGAAGAUGGGUGGGACCCAGGGGUCCCCAGGCAUGGUGCUCUUGGCCCCCCUGGAGGCACCACUCCAGGGAUGUGUGGGGAUAAUUGAUUUUUCACUUUGCAACACUGUGGUUCCCACUGGACUUAUAUUUUUGCCUUAAAUGCAAAAUCCCAUUGGGGUGGUUACCUCCUGCCUAGUACUUGGGUUUUUUUGGGAAGGGCAGGCCUUGGGGGGCACCUGCUGGCCAGGUGAGGCCCUGCUGUCCUCUCUGUGGUGACAGAGCUGAUGCUUUGGGGGCUGAAGCACUGGUUGGGCCAAACUUGGCCAGGGCAUGGGGCGAAGCACCCGUUUCCCCCAUGGGAUUGUGGGGUUUUGCUCUUGUGCAUGUCCUGGGGGUCCUCCUGUUGCUGCUGGGGGCGUGGGGGCACCCAAACUGCCGAGGUGAAUGAGGUGGCACAUCCCUGGUCCUGCUUCAGGGGUGGAGAAGUCCCCGAUGGCUCUUCUGCUGGUUUUAGUCAUUAUUUAAAGUCCAGAAUCUGAAGGGAUUAUUGUGCCUUGACAAAUAAAUUUGGGGUUGUUUUGGCCAA
Neopelma chrysocephalum (saffron-crested tyrant-manakin) is the source of this 2089-nucleotide messenger RNA. It is a transcript of the gene CD276, whose product is annotated as CD276 molecule. The coding region runs from base 139 to 1065 and encodes 308 amino acids. The record is from RefSeq and is a predicted model, not a curated record. NCBI's taxonomy places the organism in Eukaryota, Metazoa, Chordata, Aves, Passeriformes, Pipridae. The transcript has 8 exons.